AUGGGAGGAUCUUCAAAAACAAGCCCAAUAAAGAAAUCUAAUAAACCGAUUACUGGGGUAAAAGUUGAAGAAGAGCAGAGUGUAAUUAAACCAAAUGGUGUAAAGGAGACAGCAUCAGAUGCAGAUGGCGAUGGGGCAGACCAUGGAAUCUUGUCAGAUCCAGAGGAUUAUUUAGAAGAAGAUGAAACUUUAGAUUUGGAUUUGACCAAUGGUGCUCAAAAAAUUUGGUUAGUUAAAUUGCCACGUUAUUUAUCAGACUCUUGGUCUAAUGAAGGUGCCAGUGGGGCACAAUUGGGUACUGUCAAAAUCAGACAUACCAAUAAUAAAUUGCAAGUGAAACUUAUGCUCGACGAGAAGCUCAAAAAGCCAAACAUAGCUCUGGAAUACAAUAUCAGCAUGUUGAAUACCCAAGUAAACAACUCGUAUGUGUUCAGUGAAGAAAACUUAAAAAAGUUUAAACAGGAGUUGACAGAAGUGGGAGAUAUGCCAGAGCAACCUACAUUGCAACCUGUCGACAAAAAGAAAGGAGUUGUGAAACCAAACUCGUAUUUUAGAGUUCAAAAAAAUAAAGAUGGCAGUCCUUCAACGAAAAAGUACGUCCCAUAUGUCAAAACCAUCCCUAAGAAAACUGCGUUAGUAGGAAAAAUAUGCCAUGAUUGUCAAAUAAUUCCCUCCAAAGAGGAUAAAAAUUACAGUCAAAUUUUGUCUGGCAGAAAAAAUAUACAACCUGCAAAGCAACGACCUAAAGUCACAUUGUUAGAUGAGAUUCCAGGUGUUGUCCAAUCUAAUGCAGGCCCAUCUAUUAAAGGUAAUAAUACAUCUGUCUUUCUUAAGUCAAGCUUAAGUAAAAAUAAGACUGGUGAAGGCAGAGCCAUAAGGAUGCCGAAGAAGGAUUUGUUGGAUUUGCUUUUCAGGUUAUUCGAGGAAUACGAUUAUUGGUCCAUGAAGGGACUCAAAGAACGGACAAGACAGCCAGAAUCAUAUUUGAAAGAGUCUUUAGACUCAAUUGCUAUUUUAAUCAAAAAAGGGCCAUACACUAGUAAAUAUAGUUUGAAGCCAGAAUAUAAGAGAUUGAGAGAUGCAGGUAGAACCACGAACCUAGAAGAAAAUGACGAGGAAGAAAACAAAGAUGAGGGCGAUGAUAUUGAAAUGGAAGAUGUCAUUUAA
This is a messenger RNA of Priceomyces carsonii, 1167 nucleotides long. RefSeq names its product transcription factor IIF subunit. The record is from RefSeq and is a predicted model, not a curated record. Gene Ontology annotation, biological process: transcription initiation at RNA polymerase II promoter; transcription by RNA polymerase II. NCBI's taxonomy places the organism in Eukaryota, Fungi, Ascomycota, Pichiomycetes, Serinales, Debaryomycetaceae. Bases 1 to 1167 code for a protein of 388 amino acids. The transcript has a single exon. Gene Ontology annotation, cellular component: transcription factor TFIIF complex.